GUUCUCAGGCCGUUGGGGAUUGUAAUAGAAGUAGAAGCGAGCGAACGGCCGAGGUACAAACUUGACAAUUGGAUACUUUACGUCGGGAGAGUUGUGUCCGUGACAAGACAAGUGCAAAUGUGACCGAAAUAAUCAAAAUAACGUGGAUUUUAAUUCCGGUGGACGUUUCCGAACCGGCAAAAUGGCUCAAUUGGAUAAAAGAGCCGAGAAGCAACAUCUAGUAAAACUUAUUUCUAUGUGGAAUAUAGACCAUUACGACAUUUUCGAAUUAAGUCAACCAGAUGAGAAUAACCAGUUCCAUGGAGUCGUCCGUUUCUUUUUCCAAGGCGGUGGCGCCAACGUCAUCACGAAGUGCAUCCGUGUGGCAAGUGAUGCCACCACCAUGGAGGUCAUUGAUGUCCUCAUUGAGAAGUUCCGGCCUGACAUGAGAAUGCUGCAGCAGUGUAGAUAUGCUCUCUAUGAAGUUCACGUUAAUGGAGAGGAGAGGCAGCUGCUGGAGGAUGAGAAGCCCCUGUGGGUGCAGCUCAACUGGGGCAAGGAUGUCCGAGAGGGCCGCUUCCUGCUCAAGAGAGUGGAUGAGGUCACCAGAAAGGGGGCCACAGGAGAUUGGCCUGAACAGGAGAAAGCAGGUGUUGACCAGGGCUUCAAACGGAAACUUUCCAAACGAGAGAAGAAAGAAAAGAAGAAACGAGAGAAAGAUAAAAACAAGGAGAAUUUGGACAAGAAUGACAGCAGUGUGGCGGAGAGACUGUACAGUGAGCUCCCAGAGAACAGCUUCACCAGGAGCAUCUCCAACCCUGAGGCCGUCAUGCGGCGCCGGCGCCAGCAGAAGUUGGAGAAGAAGCUGCAGCAGAUGCAGGGGAAUGAUGGCACCAGUGACUCAGGUGGAAUUCUAAAGAUCUAUGGCCAAGCUAUCUGCCCUGAUGUUCCGUACAAGACGUUGCUACUGUCCACGUCGGACCGCACCAACUCCGUCAUCCGAGAGGCAAUGCAGAAAUAUGGCAUUGAGAAGGAGGAUCCCUCCAGAUACUGUCUGGCUCAGAUGGUGCUGCCGCCUGGAAGAGUGGAGUACCACGGGGGACAGAUAGGGGAGGAGCGGAUUCUGGGGGAAGACGAGUGUCCACUCCUGAUAUUCGCACAAUUCCCCAAAAGCAGAGGUCAAGUCAUAUUCCAACUACGACGGGGAACAGAUGACGGCAGUCAACCAGCCAUGAAGAGACCCCAGAAAGCUCUGUCCCACAACGACCUUCGAUAUUCACAAGAUACCAAGAACAUCAAUGCAGAUGAUCUCCCUUUCCUGCUUGAGAUGGAUCCUAGAGGUGGUAAGACCAAACGCCAUCUCCUGCCUCUGAAUGUAACGGAAGUUGGCAGUGAGAGAUCUGUGUCCAAUAGCAGCCAGUACCUACAGCUGCUGGGGAACGACAUCAAACCCCGCCACUGCGUGAUCGCCCACACAGAGGGCAUCGUCACAGUGACCCCCACCAGCAGGGAUGCAGAAACCUACGUAGAGCAUCAGCGCAUCUACGAGACGACCAUGUUGAAAGAUGGCAUGUCCGUUCAGUUUGGGAAAGCUUUCGUAUUUCGUUUCUGUGACCCAAGAUUUGAUGAGCCCCGGCGACCGGGCGGACAUGACAGAAGUAUGCAGAAGCAGCCCCACCCCCAGUUUAAUGAACGACCUCAGGAGACCAACUUUGACCUGGAUGGUCAUGUGGAGACGAUGCCGGGCAAUGGGUCAUCUCCGCGCAGUCCUGGACACACGCCACACCAAGAAUGGGAGAUGCACAGGAGGUCAGCACCAGAUUUGCAUCAAGGCCCUCCUGACAUUGAUCCUGGAGAUCAACUUCCAGCAUCAUUAGAAUUCAGAAAUAAUGAUGAAAGUAGCAUGCUGCGAGAUGUGAUUUUAUCCGUAAACAGCCGGAGUGUUCAGUUCAAACUGGCACCAACAUACACACUCUACUUGGGUAUUCGGCACUGCUUGUCCCCACACAUAUUCCCCCAGUUGGCGCCACAGCAGCGGGUCCAGAGACUAGCUGACUAUGUUAACAGGAUUGCCCGGAUGGUACAGAAAGCCAUACAGGAACACCACAACGACCCUACAGCUCUGGCGUUCUGGAUGGCCAAUGCCUCUGAGGUCCUGCAUUUCUUCAAACAAGACCAUGAUGUCCAGCCUUUCAGCCACGACGCCCAGGAGCUGCUUGCAGAGGCCGUGCAGAUGGCAUUCCAGCACCUGGUGCGAUGUCUGCAGGUGGACUUGCAGCGCGUCAUGCCCGCAUUCCUGGAUGCAAGUGACUUAGAAGACGAGGAGGAGAGGAAAGAUACCCAGUAUGCCAAGCCCAGCCUGACCGAUGUCCUCAACACACUGUCGGCAGCCAUGACGUUACUGCGACGUUGCAGGGUCAACGCUGCUCUCACCAUCCAGCUGUUCUCUCAGCUGUUCCACUUCAUCAACAUGUGGCUGUUCAACAUCCUGGUGACAGAACCACAGCUGCAGCUGUACACAAGGUCGUGGGGAAUCCGACUCAAGCGGAGACUUGGACGCAUCGAGGCGUGGGCAGAGAAGCAGGGUCUGGAGCUGGCUGCCGACUGUCAUCUGUGUCGCAUAAUACAGGCUGCACACCUGCUGCAGACGCCGAAGGUGUCCGGUGACGACAUCACCAACAUCAGCUCCACCUGCUUCAAGUUGAACUCACUCCAGCUCCACACGCUUCUGGUGAGAUACAUCCCAGAACCCAGGGAGCCGCCUGUCACACGGGGAUUCAUCGAGAAGGUGGUGACCAUCGGCAAGAACAUGGCGGACGAGCUGACACGGACAGACGGCCGGGAAGUUCGGCUGGAGGAGGAUCAGGAUCUGCAUCUUCCCUUCCUGCUCCCAGAGGAUGGCUACUCCUGUGACACCAUCAGGGGGGUCCCCACUGGGCUGCCGGAGUUCAUCAAACCCAUGACUGCUGCAGGUAUUUGCCAGAUUGUCCCGAACAAUGGGUCUAGUGGCAGCUGGACUAUCUACAUGGGAGACGGAGGAGGGAGAAGCUUGGAGAACACCCCUCCAAAAGGUCCACCACCACCCCAGAGUGUCCAGCCCCCCAACAAUCUACCCCGACAACCAGAGGUCAUGGUGGUCAUCUUCAAGAAGGUCAACGGCAGUAUGGGACUCAGCAUUGUUGCUGCCAUGGGUGAAGGUCAGAGGGAAAGAGGUAUCUACAUCAAGUCGGUAGUUCCCAAUGGUGCCGCCGCCCUGGAUGGCCGUCUACAGGCUGGAGAUCAGCUGCUGGAGGUGGAUGGCCGGAGUCUUGUUGGACUCUCCCAGGACAAAGCCGCAGAGCUGAUGACACAGACUGGGCACACUGUUACCCUGAAGGUUGCCAAGCAGGGAGCGAUCUACCAUGGCCUGGCCACCCUGCUGAGUCAGCCCUCACCCACCAUGCAGAGAGCUGCCUCACAGCCACAGAACAAUCGUCCAGGACAACAGAACAACCGAAUAAAGCUGAACCAUGAGGAGGGGCCUCCACCGUACACUGAGUCCCCCUCCGACCCCCGCAACAACCGCACUGACCCCCGCCUCUUCAACGGUAUGGGGGGCAGGGGACAGGAGAGCCCGAGGAUGCCACCCCACCAAGCUGGCAGAUCACCCCACAUGGACCAGCCUCAUAAGGAUGACCGUUUUCGAGCUCCAUCUAUGGGCAACCUAAAUAAUGGACGUUUUCAACCUAACCAAGCGCCAUAUGAUCCCAGCACGCACAGACGGGACCCCCAUGAACAAGAUCCUCGCUCUAAGUCAACAUCUAACCUAAAUAUGGACACUUCAUAUGAUCGUCCUGAUCCAAAUGUUAUGAAACCUGCUGCCUCAGUUGCUGCCCUUGGUCCUGGUCCUCAAGGUCAUCCUUACCCUCCAAAUUUUGGUCGCAAACCAAAUGACUACGAAAACCAACCGCAGUUGAACAGCUUGCCCCCAGAAAGGAAUGAGCCUGUAAAACCAGUUCGAAGCUUUACAGACAUCAAUCAAAACAACAUGCCCACAAAACCCUCUCACCAUCAUAGUCAGCCUUAUCUUCAUCCACAACGACCUAACGAUCGCUCAUCUGUGUCCUCGAGGACUUCAUCUAACAGUAACCGUGACAACAGACCCCAGUCUGCAUAUUAUGAUGGCCAGAAUAGAGAGGACUUUGGUCAAUUGAGACCCAAGUCAGACGAAAUCACUCCCAACAAGAUACGGGAGUGGCAGGAGAAAUUGGAGGAUCCUCGCACACAGCCAUUCCAGAACAACCUUCAUCCUGAUCACCAUUCUCCUCAUUAUAAUCCUGGAAGGGACGUGAACGACGCCCGAAAUAUCCAAGACAUUCCAAAACUGACGGUCAACAAUCAUCCUCGGCAGCCCAAUUUCUAUGAAAACACAGGUCCGUCACAAGAAGCUGUUCCUCCCUUCCAUCAGCUUCCGAAGCAGAAUGACGAGAAACCCAAACCACCUGUCAAACCCAAGCCUGCAGCGAAGCCCACGCAGCCAAGAGUCACUCCCACCGAAAUUCCAUUCACACAAGUUGAUAAUCGGUUGUCACAGCCCCAGUUUUUCGAUCCUAAGUCAUCUCAACAGGAGUCACCCAACUUCUAUAAUCCUCAUGCAGGGAAACAACCGUUCCAGGCACCUAGACAGGACCCUCGGGCUUCGUUUGGACAGAAGAAAAUUUCUCCCGAGAGGCAACCUGGUCCAUACGGGUAUCGAGACCAGGAAGAUAUGCCUCCUCCCCCUCAAGAUGAAUAUGCCCCCGAGUUACCCCCACCCCCAUCUAAUGAUGACCUCCAUGAGAACUCUCCACCCCUUCCCCCUCCUCCAUCACAGGAGUAUGUGCUUGAACAACAACUGCAAGACGAACAAAGACGCAUGAUGAACCAGAUGGGUCAGCAGAGGAAUUUUAACUCCGAUCCCCGGUUUGGUGGACCUGCUGGAUAUGGCCGGAAUGAGUUUGAUGGUCAGCAAGGCCAGUUCCCUGACCGGAAUCGUGCUGGUCAAGGACAUAAUGAUAGACAAUUACCAGGUAACCAGCAGAACAACAUUCAUCCCAAUUAUCAGAAUAUCAGCUUUGGUGGUCCCGAGACCCAGCCACCUCCUAUUCCACAGCCUCCUGAGCAUAAUGUGUACGAACAAUACGAAACGCAGAGGUCGGAAAUGCAGCCACCUCACCAAGCUGGUGCCAUGCACUUAACCGUAAAGGAGGAGUACAACGUUGGAGCCUCCCCCUGGGAUAGAGAGGAGAAGGAGAGAGAGCAGGAGAGGUAUGAGGAAGACAUGUCCAAGAUGAGGGAGAUGGAGAUAGCCGGGCUAGAAUCAAAACAGUACCUCAACCCACAGGAGCAGGAGCGACUUCGGAAGCUGCGGCUGGAGCAGGAGUUUCAGCGGCGGGUGAAGGAGUCGAUGGACAAGGAUGAAGAUGAGGACUCUGAUACAGAGCUUGCAGAGAGGCUCUAUUCUCGAGAACGGAUGAUUCAGGCCAUGAAAGAUGAUCUGGACAAGUCACGGAAUCGUUUAAUUGACCUGGAGAGGAAACGAAUGAUAGAUGAAUUUGAAGCUGAGAAAGAUCGGUUAAUGAGGUUAGAGCGUCGCCUGGAACAGUUUGAGAAGGACAAAGAGGAUCACAAACUGAGGAUCAUGAAGAGGCAGGAGAAGCGACAGAAGGAUCAUGAAGAGCAGCUCCGGAGACAGAGGGAGUUAAGAGACAAUCAGCGUCAGAGGUUUGAGGAACAGAAGCGUCUGAUGAUGAUGGAGGAAGAGAAGAUGCGACAGAGGAGGGAGGAAGAACUGGCCAAGAGGAAGCAAUAUGAGCGAGAACAGUUGCAGGAGAUGCAGGCAGCAAGAGAAAUUGAGGAGGCCACACUCCGGGCACAGAUUCGGCAACAGGAGGAGGAGUAUUCCCGGAAACGUCUGGAGAAACAGAAACAGCUCCGUCUGGAGCAGCAGCGAGAGAUACGUGUGUCAUCCGAGAGACAGAGGAUCGAGUCCAUGCAGGAACAGAACCGGGCUCCUGGAUUCGAUCAUCAGCCCUACGCUAAUCUCCCACCUACCCAGCCCAACAGGGAUGUGCCACAACCUCCGGAGAGAAACAGUUCCUUUAAUAUGAUUCAGAGAGGUAGCAUGCGAAAUUCAGACUAUCAGGGGACCAAUUUUCGUGAUCAGCCCCAGCCGGUCAGGAGGAUGGGUCCAGAGACCACUGCACCUGCUACCAUGCCUGUGCCCAAGAAGUCAGUGUCAUUCAAUACUCAGCUAGAGCAACUGAAUACAUACAGCGUGGGAAGUGUCAGCGGGGAAUCCCACCCAUCUGUGUCGUCGUAUCGUUCCUCGCAAGGCUCCCAGUCAGAAUCUGCAGAUCAUCAAUUCAUGGACCAUCCUGGAAUGGCUCAUGAGUCAAACGAUGUGUUUGCGUCACCGCCGCAAAACAACAUCAAUCAUGAUAUCACGUAUAUUGCUGGCGGAACACCUAAUGUUGUUGGUGCCCAGGAGAUCUACAGAGACCCCCGACAACGGAUCGCGGCACAAAAAGCAGCAAACUCUAUCAAAAGGCCAGGCGCGGAAAGAAUGUCAUUCAGAGACAAGAUGAAGUAUUUUGCUACUGAGGCUGGUGAAGACACCAUUAAAUUGAAACCAAAAGCUUCCAAGACUUUAAGAACCAUUGAAUCUCAGUUAAAUGGCCAAUAGUUUCAGUGCAUGGAGUGACAAAUUCAUGAGGAUGGUUGAAAAGAGAGUUGGCCGCCGGAAGAGGUCCGUGUGGUAUUUGUGCCCUGGUGUUAAAGCUGUAUGUAAAUAUUCUUCUCAGGUUGACGAUGGGCCGGACGCAUGUGGCUGGUAAUGGGAGGCUGGGAGGAAAUACAUGGAAUUAGUUGUACAAAGCAGCUCUUUGUUGGGGCUGACUUCAGUGUACCGUUCCUCAGUGCUGAGAAAAUAUAUCUAAUAUAUUGCUUCCUGAAGCAAUAGUGCUUUGAAUCGUGUACAUUGAUGAGAUAUGUCUGAAGAGAAGACGAAGACUUUAGCAAACUGAAAUAACUUGCCAUUAGACGUUGUAGCAUUCCAUCGAUAACAUGUUAUCAUUUUAUUUCCCUCAUUUAUGAAAAACGAUACAAAUGUUAACUUGACGACCUUUUUUAUUCAGAAAUCAUGACACGAAGGCAUUCAGAAAUGAUUUCACAUAAGGUAGAUGAUUUCACUAUUACAAGACUUGUACAAAGAUAUGAGUAAAAGUGAAAUCUGUUUAAGAGGGAGAAAGGUGACUGAUCACAGACAAGCAUAUUAAACAUGUUUUGCUCAUUUCGUACAUAUAUAGAUAUAUAUCAUAUUUGUUUGUCAGUUGUCGAGUGUAUAGUGUACAUACACAGGCGUCAUUCCUUCUUGUGGUGCAUUGUUUGUAAAAUAUGUAUUCAUUUAGGGAACAUUUUAAAUUUAGUAUUUUUACUACCCAACUUUUAUAUCUUUGAAAAUAGUUUCUGUGCUAACAUUAUAGUUCUUGCGGAAGUGUUUUAUAGAUUUUCUGUAUUUUGUCCAUAUAAUGUGUAUAUGCCUCAGCAGGGGCCGCCCUGCUCCAUCUAUUUUUGUCAUCUUAUCAUGUCAUGGCUGCUGCGAGUAACUCUGCAUAUCUUCAUCGUUGAUACGAGCGUGCUGGGAGAUUGCUUUCAACAGACGUCAUCAGAGUAUUCUUUGUCAAAUUACAUGUUGAUAGGCAGGCCAAAAUAUUUCUCGUUGAUGUAUCAUUUCAUGUUUCAACCCAAGAUUUACAAAAGGAAACAUAUAGGUACUACUAAAAGAAAGUUAAGUACCACCCGAAUCUGUUGUGACAGAUCAACUAUUGUAAUUGGAAAGAAUUGGUUGGUCCUUUACUUUUUUUGAGUGGUAUAUGUUUCAUUUCAUUAGACACAUUGUUGAAUUGAUGGGACGCAGUCCCUCUCAGCAUCCAGUUUCCUGUGUAGUUUCCGUAAUGAAGUCAUGUAUCAUUGUACUGAUGAAGAUAUGCAAAGCUGAUGUAGGCCAUUUGUUGACAUAUCGCCAGCUGGUUGUGAGGUUUCUAUGCAGUGAGUCCAUGAUGUUUUAGGCAGUGCCUUUACUAAUGACAUCCAUCCAAGCACCUCAGUGAUAACGUUUACAAAUCAGAGUGUAAUUUUCUAACUAUGUUCCCAAUGAUAUUGUGAUACAACAUUGAUAUUUUGGUUGUGAAUCUUAACUCUGGCCGUCCUCCGCAAGUACCUUUCACCCUUCCAGGGUUUAGCAAUGGAAAUAUUUAAGGAGUAAAAUAACUGUAAAUUUUCAUUGAAUGUAUAAGUGCUCUUCUUGCAAAAUAGCACAAAAUGAGUGGAACUGAACCUAUGGGAGAAUAUAUAUCUCAAAAACAAGUUUCAGGAAUGUUGACUGCUUAAAGAACAAAAUUUCAAAAGUUGCAUGACUUGAAAUCUUUAAGCAAGUGAAUGGGGAAAAACAAUGUAUUUUAUCCUUGUUCUGAAUUAUGCUACUCAACAUUUGAUAGGAAUAUUCGAGUUCAUGUGAGGUCUGAAUAAUACAUAGUAUGUACUGCUCAAUAUUUGCUAAGAACCAAAAUGGUCAUCUUUAGUCAAAGGUGUGGUUCUUAACAAUGGUUGAGUGGUAUGGUAUUUGACUUUUUCUUGGAACUGGCAUUUUUCGGCUUCAUGUCAGCAUUGGUUCACAUUUCGAUGAAUUAUUGUCGAAGAAUCAGGUCUCAUCUCUGUAUCCUGAUCUAAUGUUGAGUAGUAUAGUUUCAAAGUCAGCUAUGGAAAUAUAUUUUUUAACUUCAGUUUCUGACAUGCAACAGAGGCAUGUUAUUGACAGCACGUGAAAAUGGGUGUUUUAUCUGCUACUAACUACAGCAUCUAGUUCAAGGUCUGUGAUAAUGACAUGUCAGAUAUGACAGGAAUCCACUAACAUGCCUACACAAGACAAAUUCACAGACCCAAGGUGGAAACGUUAGCCCAGAUGUAGAUCUUAUUACACUGUACAUUAUGAUUAAGUAUAUACAUUGGAGCAAUAAAAUCAUACAGAAAAUA
Messenger RNA from Haliotis rufescens (red abalone), 9030 nucleotides. RefSeq names its product afadin-like. The coding region runs from base 182 to 6682 and encodes 2166 amino acids. The transcript has 26 exons. Gene Ontology annotation, biological process: signal transduction. NCBI's taxonomy places the organism in Eukaryota, Metazoa, Mollusca, Gastropoda, Lepetellida, Haliotidae. Gene Ontology annotation, molecular function: protein binding. The record is from RefSeq and is a predicted model, not a curated record.